Messenger RNA from Tauraco erythrolophus (red-crested turaco), 1962 nucleotides. The record is from RefSeq and is a predicted model, not a curated record. Lineage: Eukaryota; Metazoa; Chordata; Aves; Musophagiformes; Musophagidae.
GCAUGGCCUUGGCCCAGCGGCAAGUGGCGGUGCAGGAGGGACCCCUCUACCGCACGGAGGGCUCCCACGUCACACUGUGGUGCAAGGUGAGCGGCUACCAGGGCCCGGCGGAGCAGAACUUCCAGUGGUCCGUCUACCUGCCCUCGGCUCCUGAGCGAGAGGUGCAGAUCGUCAGCACCGUCGACCCCUCCUUCCCCUACGCCAUCUACACCCAGCGUGUGCGCAGCCGGGGCAUCUACGUGGAGCGGCCACACUUCUACUCUCUGCUGUUUCUCACUGGUCUCGCCCUGCUUGGGCAGGCUGGUGCCUUGAUCUCUGCGCUGUUCCCCUGGGUCCUGCCUGGCUGUGACGGCUCCCAGGGGCCAGUGAUCCCCGACUCGCUGCGAGUGACGGCAGUCCCGCAGACGCUGAACAAAGUGGAGCGCGACUCCCUGGAGCUGAAGUGCGAGGUGUCCAAGAGCACAGCCCAGCACAGCCACGUCUCCAUCGCCUGGUACCGGCAGCGAGGCAGCGAGGUGCCCGUGGAGGUCAUCUCCCUCAGCCGUGACUUCGUCCUAAGGGCCGGCAAUGCCUACGCCCAGCGACAAGCCACAGGGGACAUUCGCUUGGACAAAGUUGGGGAGACCACCUCAAAGCUCACCAUCUACAACCUCCACCCAUCGGAUCAGGGCGAGUUUUACUGUGAGGCUGCAGAGUGGAUCCAGGACCCAGACAAAUCUUGGUAUGCCAUGACCCGCAAGCGUUCCCAGGGUGCCAUCGUCAACGUGCAAGCCACCGAUAAAGAGUUCAGCGUCCGACUGGAGACGGAGAAGAGGAUGUACAUCGUGGGUGAGCCAGUGGAGUUUCGGUGCAUCCUGGAGGCGCAGAACGUCCCUGACCGCUACUUCUCCAUCUCCUGGGCCUUCAACAGCUCCCUCAUCGCCAGCCUGGGACCCAACGCCGUGCCAGUGCUCAACAAUGAGUUUGCCCAGCGCGAGGCCCUGGGCCAGCUCAAGGUAGCCAAAGAAAGUGACAACGUUUUUGUGCUCAAGAUCUACCGCCUCCGCCUCGAGGACAGUGGCAAAUACAACUGCCGGGUGACUGAGCGGGAGAAGACUGUGACCGGGGACUUCAUUGACAAGGAGAGCAAGCGGCCAAAGAACAUCCCCAUCACUGUCCUGCCACUCAAGACCAGCAUCUCCUUGGAGAUUAUCAACAACGCCAGCAGUGUCUUGGAGGGGGAGAGCCUGCGCUUUGGCUGCAACGUGCGCUCAGGCUUCGGGCUCUCCAUCGCCUGGCAGCUGGUGGACAAGCUGAACCGGCGCAGCGAAAUUGUGCGUCUGGAUCGGGAGGGCACUCUGCAGCCAGGCCCCUCGUACGCCGAGCGCAGCAGCUAUGGGGGCAUCCAGGUGGAGCAGGUCCGGCCCGGCUCCUUCACCCUGGAGAUCUUCAACAGCGUCAAGGCGGACGAGGGCCACUACGAGUGCCGGGUGGCCGAGUGGACGCGGACUUUGGAUGGGGAGUGGCAGAUGGUUGGGGAGCGGCAUGCGGGCACCCCGGUGGCCAUCACUGCUCUGGAGGCCGGCUUUGCUGUCACAGCUAUCUCCCGCACCCCCGGGGUGACCUACAACGAGUCCUUCGACCUCCAGUGCAUCAUCAAGCCCCACUACCCGUCGUGGGUACCGGUGUCGGUGACGUGGCGUUUCCAGCCAGCAGGCAGCACCGAGUUUCACGACCUGGUCACCUUCACGCGCGACGGUGGGGUCCAGUGGGGCGACAGGUACACAGGUUUCCGGACCCGCACUGCCAUUGAGAAGGCAGAGUCCAGCAACAACGUGCGCCUGAGCAUCAGCAGGGCGAGCGACACGGAGGCCGGCAAGUACCAAUGCGUGGCCGAGCUCUGGAGGAAGAACUACAACAGCAGCUGGACGCGGCUGGCAGACAGGACCUCCAACCUGCUGGAAAUCAGGGUCCUGCGGCCGG